This is a messenger RNA of Rodentolepis nana, 10746 nucleotides long. The record is from the annotation of a GenBank genome assembly. NCBI's taxonomy places the organism in Eukaryota, Metazoa, Platyhelminthes, Cestoda, Cyclophyllidea, Hymenolepididae.
AUGGAGAGUAAAAGUCGGGGACUAUACGAACUAGAGGAAGACGAAGAAGCUCGGACUUUUUGUCAGCGUUUAACGCGUCUCCUUGGUGAUCUUAUCUAUACUGGAUCCAAAGAACUUCACAUUAAAACUAAUGCAAUUGUAGAAGUAUUCCAACUUCCUGGAGAGGCUAUACGAAACAUUCGAGCGAUCGAUACUCUUCAGACAACCUUUCUACGGGCUCGAUCUGCACGUCUUUGUAUAGCACUACUGGAACAGAUCCGCGGGAUCCAUGAUCGAUCGCCAGGCAAUUACUUCCUUUUAGAUAAACACCAUCUCAUCAGCAGCAUUGCUGAAGAUAUUGCUUCUAAGCCAGAUGCAGUCCAAGAAGUAUUUUUUGACUUGUUUGCGUCAAUGAUUGAGAAGCUUCACUAUGCACCGCUUCAGGAAAUCAGUAGCGUGGCUCUGCUGUUAAGCAAAUCUAAGUAUCCGACGUGUCUUCAGUACGCCUUCUCCUGUUUACUCCGUCUAGUCCUUGCAUUUCCAAGAAUGGAAGAGGUCUAUCGAAAUGUCGGCAUCUUGGAAGUCACCACACAACAUCUGGAAAAGUGCAUCGACACACUCUUUCGUAUCAAAGAUCAUAGAAGCAGCAUCACGGAACCUCUACUUCAUAAACCAUCGAUUUAUGAGACUCUUGAGCCAUUGACCAACAAUAUGGAGUCUCCUUUAGUCGAUCUCCUCAUUACGAUUCUUCGAUUACUAACUGCUGUUGUCUCUCAAUCAGCUCAAGACGCUUUAAUUGUGACAAACUGCAAGGGUGUCCACUGUGUUCUUGUCAAUCUUUUGCCACAGCCCACUCUUCCCAUGCGGGUCACUAGACAUGCUCUAGGUUUUCUCUACGAAGUAUUCAUCGUUUCUCCUCAAGAAGAUCAGUUGCUUGGUCUCUUAGACAUCCUUCCUUCUGCUGAAAUUCCUCUACGAAUUGAGAUUCUUCGUUUCCUUUGCAAUGUUCUUCGUGAUUCACAUCGUUGUCGAACUAUUUUCCGCAAGUGUAAUGGGUCAAUGCGCAUAAUCCAUCAACUUGUCAUGCUCAAUGGAAGUCUAUCGCCUGAAAGCGACGAGGCCAUGUCUAUUGGGAUUCGUGAUGUUGAAAAGAAGCGUCAGAUUAUCUCGCUAAUCAAAGGCGUCAUUGCUGUUCUCACUGUCGCAAUGAAGUUUGAACCCGCCAGUGCAAAACAUUUUGUAUCUGAACUUCAAUUUGAAAGCCUGGAGCAAUCCAUUCGUUUGUUGGGUUGCUUUAACAAAGAAACAGUCAUCUUUUCGCCACCAAAGGAUCAUGAUUCCAUCCAGAUUCCACAGUCAGAUACAUUGGAUGACACCACGGUCACUUCUAAUAGUGGUGAUCAUGCAAGUCCACAUAAUCUUCCCAGUUUGAAUCCCGAUCUUCUGAAAACAUUCAGGAAAGCCUUUCUUCGUUCUUCGUUGAUAGAAGAGGUUGCAGACAUACAUCAAUUUGGUGAUGUUCCAACGGCUUUUCUGGAUAUUUGCCUCAUUUUCCGAUAUCUCGUUGCUAUGGCUCUGGAUGAAUUCGAUAGAUCAUCUUUGGACCCCGUACAAGGCAGUCUGGAUAUCGAAAUUAAGGAUUCUAGUGAUCGUCUUUUCAUCUCACCUCCAUCAAUCGUUCAUAUUGGCGCCGUUCUUGUAAUAUUAAGACUUAUUCCUGCCUUAAUUCACCUACAGGGACAUUCAUCAACGACUCUAACUCUCCAGUACUUCGGCUUGGAGCUUUUAACUGCGGUGGUGGAAUCCGAAAGAAGUCAGCAAUUGCUUUGUGGUGUGGGCAUUUCAGAUCCCGGUGUGGGAUCCAUGGGAAUGCCCCGGGCCCUCCUAACAAAUUUUCGGCCCGCAAUGGCCUUUGCCUCACAUCCUCUCCAUCAACCGGCUGCUGACCUCUUUGCCCUUCUUGCCACUCAUUCUCUUACUCCUCGCGACUUCCGGGACUUUCUGCGUCUUUCCGGUCAGUUCUGCGAACAUCAGCAGACUACCAAUGGAACCUGUUGUUGUAUUGAAGAUGGCGGUUCUUCCACAGCUACUGAUUCAUCUGGAGAGCCACCUAUUCUUCACCUUCCAUCACUUCCAGUAAUCACAGAUCUCUUAGAGCAUAUUGUGCAGCGUCAGCGUAGUGGAGCCAAUCGAUACUGUUCUCCAACUUCUGCCACUAAUGUAACCUGUCUCCCCGCCUUUGUGGAAUUUGAUAUGUCUGUGGAGGGCUUUGGGUGUCUGUUCCUGCCUUCAAUAGCUCCUCAGAGAAUUGUUUCUCCUUCUGGAGCCACACAAGUGCUAGGAAAUGAGGGCUCAACGAUGGGAGCUUCAAGUUCUACAUGUGCGGGUGGAGUUGGUAUGGGUGAACGAGCCUUUCCCCCUGCAAAUGGUAUUUCCUACUGCUCUUGGGUAUGCGUCGAUGACUUUGGAACAGCAAAUUCUGCAGAUAUAUCCGAUUCGGCUCAACAAGCUCAUCCUAUACGCCUUCUAACAGUAGUUAAAGGUGUUCAAGGCACAAACGAGCAGUUGAUUUAUCUCUCAAUACAACUAGAUCCAAUCUCUCGGGCUCUUAUUGUCUCCUCAAAGGAACGCAUUCUUCCCAGCGAAGGUCCGAAACAACGUCUUAAGACUGGAUCCAUAGAUGGAUCGGUGGCGUCCAUUGAAGAUGCUCAUAGCAUUGUCUUCCUGACUGGACAUAGCAAUCCUUGGCCUACAAAUGUCUGGAGACAUGUGGCUCUGGUGUUCGCUCGGUCAACUAUUUCCCGAACCAGCCUCUGCAGUCUCUAUCUUGACGGUAUUUUUGUUGGCGCACAAAAGAUCCACUUUGCUCCCCCUGGUUCGGCGUCAGUGAGUACCUCAGUAUGCGCGUUUGUGGGUACCCCACCAUGUCAAUAUCAGCCUUGCAACCUUCGUUGGCGUCAAGGUCCUUUCCAAUUGAUUGAAGAACCUCUAACAGCUGGACAAGUGGCUCUCAUCGCUGCUUUAGGACCAGAAUACAUAGGCAGUCUUCAAGCUCCUCCCGCACCUCCAAACGGUCAGGACAUACUUCAGCCCCUGUUUGCGGAGGAAAAGCUGAGUUUCGCCGCUAAUGGAAGUACUCUAGUGACUCUGACGAUUACUCGUAUUCGACGAGUCUACAAUCCAACUGAUGCCGGCCUGAUCUGCAAAGUUUUGCAUAUGCCACUUCGGGAGAAUCUCACUCCCAUUCGAGUUCUUCGCAAUUUGGCCGCACAACUGGGCGGUUCGGCACGGAGUUUGGGAGCAGUGUUGGUGGGCUACCAGGGUGUGCGAGUGUUUGCUCCAUGUCCUCUUGGAACUCUCGUUUCAGCAGUUGCCGAACCAACUGGGCUGCUGCUUUCUCUCGUUGCAUUAGCCAAUACUUCGAAGCAGCUGAAGAAAUCCCUUCGGGCGGUUUUUGCAGUUAUCGGUGCUAGCCACGCGACGGCUGUGGAAGUUCAACGACUCCACGGCUACCAGUUAAUGGCUGGAAUUCUGCGUAAGAAGAGCGAAUUUCUCGACACGGACGUCGUGGAUUUGGUGAUCAAAUUCACCUUUAAUUCGAUGUUUCCUGCUUCAGAAAUGCUCGAAAAUGAGAAUCUUCCCACUAUCAGACAUGAGCAAACUCAGUUCACCUUAAACGAAAAUGCUUUUCGCGAUUUGAUUUGCGAUCUUCAAUUGUGGCUUCGUAAACCAGCCUACGCUGAAGAUCAAACUAAGGAUUAUGCCUUGGUAGCCCAUCUCAUCGACCAUCUGGUUAUGCAGUUUGCUUGGAUAUGCGAAGAACAUUCCUCAACUGAGGCAAAAUUAAAGUCGGAAAGGUUGGCGAAGUUAAUAUCUGGUACUAUAAUUGACAGCCUCAUCUUCUUUCUUCUGGAUGCACUGAAUGAAACCCAAAGUAGCAACGCAGCUGCCGUGCAUUUCCAUGAACUGUUGGCAGCUUGUUUGCGCCUCUUUGGCAUCGUUCUAAUCACAAAUCCUGUUUAUGGAGUGCUUCAAUUACUGAGUCAAUUUCUUAUUUGGACACUACCGAGAGAAAAGGAAGAUGGUUCUGGAGAGAUUCCUGAAGAAACUGAUCCUGCAGUCGCUCAAGAGCGCCAUCUUCUGAUCCACGUCAGGAACCAAUUCUUUCUUCUUCUUACUCAUUUGCUCUCCCAACCGAAAUCGAUUUGUGCAAAAUUCUGCGACCGUCUGGUAAUUGUGCUGGGUUUCGACUGGUUCCACCUUUUUCUCGUCCCCCAAGUCCACGAUACCACUGCAGCUUACGCUCUUCGCACAUUCUGCCUCGUUCUCCUAACCUAUUCUGGAUCUACUGAAGGCUUUCAAAAGAGGCAAGCUACUGUUCCCUCAACGGCAUCCACCCCUACCGCAACAGAGUCCGAUUCCAAUGAGUUUCCUGGUGUGGCAGCUUUUAGAAACGAUCAGCUCACCAACGGAUGGAUGCGUGCCUCUAUCAAGAGAGGUGCAAUAGGCGGAGACACCUCAACUCCAGGUGGCCUGCCUUUUGGGGCAGCUCGUUUAUCUACAUCUUACUCAACAGAGGCUGUCAGGGCACAAAUGGAUAACAGCGAAUCUACAAAUCGAGUGAAUGGCUUUUUGGCACUUUCGGCUCUCCUGGUGAAUAAUGCUCGAAUGCCGGAAAUAUAUGCUUUGCUGGUUCAACUUCUUUUGGGUAUUAGAACGCCGCUUGUACCUCUCUCAAUGACAACAUUUGACGAUCUCUGCAACUAUCUUAUUCACAUAAUGUCAACUGAGAAGGCUUCUUCUGGAUUAUGCGAUCAAACAAUACCACCAACUGAAUUCUUCCUUCGUAGCACAAAUCUAGAAUUCAAAUACGGUGUAGUGAGUCACCCAACGGAAUCAGAAGUACCUUCCGUGGGACCGGAAUUCCAGACAAUGCACAAUUCAAAUAUGUUCGACGUUGUUGCUUGCCCAGAAGCAGCCACAAUUAUUAUAUCCAUUCUUUCAGUUCUGAUGAGACCGACGUGUACUCCCUUGUCUAUGGAAGCUCAACAUCUUCCAGUCGUCAUGCUCCAGCUUUUCUCCUACCUCUACCAGUCCAACUUCGGCUUUCAAACUGUAUGUCUUGCGCCGGAGUUUCUCACUGGUUUAAUCGAUCUCCUUGUUAUUUCUCGUGUAUCUCAAGCGAAAGCUGUCGAUUCUCCGCAAAGCGACGCUGUCCAGAUCUGUGAUUUCUCCUCUAACCGACUGGAUGAACUGUUACUGAGCUUCCUUAGAACUGUUGUGGCGGAUAGCUUCUCACUACCCUCAACGGCCCAUCGACCUGUCCAUGUCAUUGAUACCGUCCUUGAGGCUGAACACAGCAGUUGUUCCUCGAAACAGCAACAUGAAAUUCAAACAAUAUUGAUGCGUAAUUUAAUGGAGUAUCUGCUGGCAAAGGAUCUACUUACAGAUUACUGUAUUCUCCUUCCACCAAGAGGUUAUUCUCAACAUAUUCCUCAAAACGUCGCCUACUUCGCCUGUCGCUUAGUUGAUAAACUGUGGCAGGGGUGUUUUCUGGGAUCUAUUACCGAGAUCAUCGAAUUCAUAAUUCAACUUAUUCAAAUGAUUGAACAGCAUAUGGUCUAUUCGCUUAAGUCCACGGCGUCACCUCGGCAGUACCCUUUCAUUUAUUCCUCCACUCCACCUCCUCAAUCAACCUCCGUAGAUUUAAGUUUUUCCAUUUCUCGAGCUUCUCUUUACCGUAGCCUCAAUCGUUGUGUUCUCUUCCAACUCUCUCGUCCUGUUCUUAAACAACGCGAUCAGAAAAUGGUCAUCUCCAUACUACAGUUGCUUCUGUCUGAAGAAGGACCUCUCAAUUCUCUCAUCUUUUCCACCUUCAACUCGGCAGACACCGAAUUUCCCAUCUGUUUGGCUCACCUUCUCAUUCAACACGUGCAAAGAAAUACUCAGGGAUUUCUGAUUAAGCAAGAUCAGUCAGGCCAAAAAGAGAAGAUGCCUGAAGGGAGAGCGGAUUCGGCUGGACUUUAUCGAACCGCCUUUGAUACCGAGGAUUUUGAAACCGAUGAUGAAGAGAGAGCCCUUUCGAAUGAACCGUCGUCUAGUAAAAAGGCGGAGGAACAAGAUCUUCCAGCUCAAGUGGAAGAGUUUGAACUAUUGGCCAAGCUGGCCUUGAAACUGUGGGAGCAUUGCUAUAUGUGGAAUCAGAAGGUAUUCGUUGCUUUAUUACCGGAUUCAACACUUUCACAAUUGGCUGGAAUACCAUCUUUGACGGAAUGGUCAGAGGCAUUAGAAGGACCCUGCAUUAUGAAAUGGACAACCUAUGUAGAUGCUGAAGCCACUGGUUGCGGUGGAAUUGUAUCCCAUAGUACAAAUUUAAAUUCAUCGAAUUUGUCUACUCAAUGGGGUCUUCUCUCAAUGUAUGGACCAUCUACAAUUGAACGUCAGUUAGAAUCGACGACAAAUCGUGUAACGGCCAUUAGUGAGCAAGCUUCUAGUAAUCAAAGUCGUACAUCAGGUCGUUUGUUUUCACAUCAGAUUUCCAGAAAGCUUACGCGAAUGAGUGCCUCUGUCCUCCGAAUGGCUUCGAAUGCCACAAAUCCCAGUUCAUCUACGACGUCUGAUAUCAGUUCUAUGAAGACUGUUGAAAACAAAAAGCCAGGUCGUCAGUUUAGUAUUGUCUAUCCUGCUGAUGUCGCAAGAGGAAGAAAUAAUAGUGAUAACAGUAGUGUUGAUGGAGAUUGGGUAGUUGUACCUCGUAUUCCUAUCGGCCUGCCAUUGCUAACAAAGAAGUCAACUGCCUUGUCGACACUACGAAGAAUAAGCAUGCAAGUGAAAAGUCCGCUGACUCUAGUUAUUGAGGCUCUUGAAUGGAGUAAGCAGUCCCAAGAAAGAGAUAUCUCAUUCUUGUGGCGUCAAGUAGAAAUCGAAUGGAACAAGAUGGAAGAGCAUUUGACUCAGGAAAGAUCAAUUUGGGGCCCAAUGUGUGCUGAUGAUGAACAAGUGAAAUGGGAGUUGGAUCCGACUGAGGGGCCGUGUCGAAUGCGUAAAAGAAUGCUCCCAAAUCAGAGCUUCUAUCGACAUUAUCCAACCAUAAACAAAACGGUUCAGUCAGCAACUGAAAUGAAUGAGGCUUCUCCCAUUGUGACGAAACGGGGAUAUAUUGCUCCACAGAGCAUAGGAGCACCCUUCCGUUAUCGUAGGCGACGUAUUCUUCGUGGACUUGAGCCCACAAAGAAAUCUGAAUCGGAAAGUGAGGUUCCACCUGCAGACGUUGCAGAUAAUUCGGUUGAAGCGGCUGAAAAUCUAACUAUUGAGGAUAUUAUUGCAUCAGAUACUCUUAUCCGCACCAGCCGUCUUCUACGUAACAGCGAGACAACUAACGCCUCUCGAGGCGUUUCAUUCGCAGAUACCCAAGAGAUGCCGGAGGGCGCUGAAGAUGAAUUUAGUGGUAAUGAACAAGGGUCAGGUGGGUCAACAGAAUCACUUGAUAUGGUAUUUGAAGAACAGAUAUCUCCGCCACCUCAGACUCCUCCAGCAAAUAUUUCCUCCACGGAAAAACCUUCCAACAAGUCUUCACCACCUUCCAAACCAUCAGAAGGCAGCUUCACAGCAUUAGAUCAAUUAACUGGUCAUAUCGCAUUUAUGAGACUGUUAGAGCCGGGAGAGAGUCUAUCCUCAAUCUAUCGUUGUGCAAGGAUCUGUGGAUUGGACGUUCAUGAAGGUCUUUUACUAUUUGGGAAAGAUCAUUUCUACGUGAUUGACGGUUUCACCUUGAUGAAUACUCAUGAAAUUGUCAGUAUUGAGGCUCUUCCGAGGGGAAUGAAGCAUAAGCCCAUCGUUCCAACGAGUUCUGAUUCAAGUUCAAAUGUAAUGGUCGCCUCGUCUCAAAAUAGCAGGUCCUCAUCGACCUAUGCUUCGGACUUAGUCAGUUCAGGAGCAGUUGAUCAGAUUUCAGGAAAUCAGUACUUUAAAUUUGCUUACGAAAAGAUUCGUGAAGUUCAUCGUCGUAGGUAUUUACUUCAGCAAACUGCUCUUGAGAUCUUCAACGCUGAUGGACGCAACUUCUUCCUGGUCUUCGCGAAAGACUUCCAAAACAAGGUCUACGAAUGUUUCACGUCAUCUUCGUCAAUUAUCAAUUCUAAUCGGCUCACCGCUCUCUAUUCAGCAAGAGCAAAUUCACAUCUUUUAAGUAGUCUUCUCGGUGAAAAGACGGUUACUCAACGCUGGGUGCGAGGCGACAUUAGUAACUUCCAGUACUUAAUGUAUCUCAAUACCCAAGCUGGUCGGUCCUACAAUGAUCUCAUGCAAUAUCCAAUUUUCCCAUGGGUUCUGGCUGACUAUACAUCCCUCCACCUUGACCUUUCUCGACCUUCAACAUUUCGUGACCUUACAAAACCCAUGGGCGCGCAAACACCAACUCGCCUGGCACAAUUCCAGCGUAGAUUCAAAGAUUGGGAAGAUCCUUCAGGAGAAACGCCACCAUAUCACUAUGGAACUCAUUACUCCUCUGCUAUGAUUGUUGCUUCGUAUCUUGUUAGAAUGGAGCCAUUUGCACAACAUUUUAUCAAACUCCAGGGUGGUCAUUUCGACCUUCCAGACCGAAUGUUCCAUAGUGUGGAGGAAGCAUGGCUGAGUGCGAGUCAGCACAACAUGGCCGAUGUUCGUGAACUAAUUCCAGAGUUUUUCUAUCUUCCGGACUUCCUUGUCAAUUCAAAUCAUUUUGACUUUGGGUGCAAACAGAAUGGUGUUCGUGUUGAUAGUGUCAUUCUUCCACCAUGGGCUAAAGGUGAUCCUCGCGAGUUUAUCAAACAACAUCGUGAGGCUCUAGAAAGUGAGUUCGUUUCCGCCAAUCUUCAUCAUUGGAUCGACCUGAUCUUCGGCUGCAAACAACGUGGAGAACCUGCUGUUCAAGCAGCAAACGUAUUCCAUCAUCUCUUCUAUGAAGGCAAUGUAGACAUCUACGCCAUCGAUGAUCCUGUCAAACGUCGAGCUGUGAUUGGUUUUAUCAACAACUUUGGUCAAAUUCCUCGUCAGAUUUUCCGGAAACCUCACCCCGCUAAGAAAAUUGUCGCCUAUCAACCUGGAACUCACUUUAAUCAUAAUAUUGUCAUUGCCGCACCACCUGGUUCUUCAUUUCAACCGGAUUCAAGGACUAAUAUAUCACCUGCUUCUUCGGGACUCUUCUUUCAUAACUUGAGAUGCUUGAAACUCAAUGUUGGAGCUGUCAAAGAGCUUCGACAUGCCGUAGGCCAGAUUCUUCAACUCGAACCAGGCAAUCUGAAGGGAUUUUCAAUCUCAAAUAGUGGCAGUAGCUCUGGAAUCGGAAGCUCUAUUAGUACUCCAAACCUUGGAUGCACACCCCAAACGUCUUCUGGGGGUCUCUCAACUCUUAUUCUCCCCGCUGGAGGUCUUUUCGGAGUCGGUGGAGGUAGUUGUGAAUCCGGAGAUUCCUCAGGCUCGAAUAAUGUGGCCUCUGGUCCUAUUGUCGUUGUUGAACAAAAUAUGGUUCUGUUACCGCCCAACUUUAUACGGUAUUUGGCUUGGGGAUAUCCCGAUGACAGUUUCCGAAUAUGUAGUCUCAUUGGUGAUAAGGUGCUUCAAGUCUUUGAAAUGGUUAAUUCGAGCCAAGUAUUAUGUGCUGCUGCUCCUAACUCUUCAACAAUCGUCACAGCUGGAAUGACAGGCGUUGUCAAAGUUUGGCAGUUACGAAAGCCUAGCGAUGGCCAGGGUAAACCUUUCUACCCCUCUGAGUGGAAUAAUCCAUCUAAUGAUAAUCAUUCCUCUAAUGUCGUAUUUGGGACCACUCCAAGCGCCCUGCAACUCUCUGGAUGUCUCUAUGGCCAUACAGACGUGGUGACAUGUCUGGCCGCUUCAGACAGCUUCAACCUCAUUGUCAGUGGUGGUCGAGAUUGCACUUGCAUUGUCUGGGAUUUGAGAUACCUUAUUUUCCUUCGCCAACUCGGAAACGGCUACAAAGCACCAGUUGCUGCUGUGUGUAUCAGUGAAGCGACGGGUGACAUUGCUGUUUGUGCUGGAGCUUGGCUCUAUCUCUGGAGCAUCAGUGGGGAACUUAUCGCCUGCUUGAAUACUGCUCCCGACCAGAGCAAUCAAAUCUAUUGCGUUGCUAUGAGCACACUUCGAGAUUGGGACCCAGGUCAUGUAAUAGUAACCGGAGGUUCCGAUGGAUUUGUCCGGAUGUGGGGAUUAGACUACGUCUGGGAGGAAUUACCUGACAGUACUACUUCUAAGACUUCUUCGUUGUCAUCUCCGAUGGAAGCUUUCGAUCAACCAGCUGAGAAGAAGUGGCGUCGUCAACUUAUUCUUCGGGCUGAAUUGACUGUUCACACAGCCUUUGAUCGAACGGAGACAUCUCCAGUGCCUCUAAUGGCACUUGGAAUAUCCCGUGAUCAUCGCUCAGUACUUGUCGGGGAUGCCAAGGGUCGAGUAUUCGCCUGGUCAGUCCCAGCAAAUAGUGAAGAUCGAGGCAAUGUUGGCGUAGCGGGUUCGGAACUGAGCUACGCCAGUGGCGGUGCUGGUGUGGGUUUCAGUGUCGAAGAAUCGGUGACUGUGUGCGCUGCGCCUGCUUGUCAAACUCGGUUCUCUCUCACUGAGAGAAAACAUCAGUGUCGUAAUUGUGGAAAGAUAUUCUGUUCGAGAUGCAGUCGUUUCGAGAGUGAAAUUCAUCCACUCCGCAUAUUCCGCCCAGUUCGUGUCUGUACCGAUUGUUACGCUCUACUUCGAGAACAACAAAUUCCUACCGGUCCAUAA